Uranotaenia lowii is the source of this 3346-nucleotide messenger RNA. RefSeq lists its product as uncharacterized. The transcript is spliced from 3 exons. The record is from RefSeq and is a predicted model, not a curated record. NCBI's taxonomy places the organism in Eukaryota, Metazoa, Arthropoda, Insecta, Diptera, Culicidae. The coding region runs from base 705 to 1211 and encodes 168 amino acids.
UGUAACUCGAAAAUUUUCGGUAAUUGAUCAAUUUGACGUAUUGUUUUUACCGAGUUCGGUGAAUCAGCUCUUGAUUUGCCGGAGUUCGUUUAUUUUUAUGUAAACAAAUCGCUUUGCAGUAAAUUUUCGGUAAAAAAACACCGAUAUCUGUGAAUCAGAGUCGCUGUCAAAACAGGCGUCAAAUUUCAAGCGUCCGUUUCUGGCAGCUUUGAGCGCAACUUUCUCUCUCUGAUAACCACGAUGUAUUAGUGGCAUCUCGCUUGCGCUGUAUAAAAGCAAAGUCAAAUAGGAAAUGUUUCACUGCCAUUUUAUUUUCGUUUCGUCGUAGUGUAAAUCUUGUAUUUUAUUGAAAAUAAGAGGCAAAUUAGUGUUUCUUUAACAGUUUUUGUUCGGUUAUCGUUUGCUGAGCGAGGACAGUCCAUCAGGUAGUGUCAACGAGAUGCUUCAGGGAGUUUGAUAACUCGUAAGCCUGAAUAGAACAAUCGAUAUGGGGUGGCUUUUUCAGUUCCGUUGCAGUAUCAACACUCCAGAUGUCGGGAUUCAAAUUUGAAAUGAUAAAAAUGAACCCGCGAGUUCCCAUUUGGUGGUCACAAAAUUACCAUUUCGUGUCAGCGAAACUGGACUAGAUUAUCGCCCGAGGGCCCAGCAGGUCGUGUCGACCGAAAGCAGCAAAAUUUGGUGAUGUGAAAAAAAAAUUAUUAUUUAUGACAUUUUCCCACCAAAAAGCCGUACCAAAAUUCUAUCACCAUCAGCAGAGCCGAGGCAUCAAGGCAGGUUGGACCGUAUUGGUUUUAGCCGUCGCAUUGCGAACGCAAAUCAAAAUAAUAACAUCUCGGCACAGGUAUGUAAACUUUGCGGUUCCUCGGAUCAGACGGGUGCAGCAACACCAGCAGCAGCUACAGGGAAUCGUACAUCCUCUUCGGCAGUUCACCGGACAAUCCAUCCCAACCUGGUACGGCGGCUACAUUCCGGUUUCUCCGAUAAUAGGGUCCAGUGCCCAUUCGAGGGCUCCUUGUUUGGCGGAAGACACCGUCGACGGUCAAGAACCACCCAUGAUGGCUCCGGCUCACAACACAGAUUACCCAAGUUAUCGGACGCAGGUUCCAGUUGUCGAUUGGCGCAAACACAUUCGGAGGACGGCGCGAGUGGAAAGAACGCAGACCAAUUCAGAAUAUAUUAUUCAAGCCACUUGGGGUCAAACCGACUGGUAGCCGAGACGAAGGCACAGUUGCUGAUGCCGGAUGUUAAUCAGAACCAAACCUCCAUCCAAGGUCCUCAAGCCGUUCUGGAGAAAACAGCGAGCAACUUAGAUCCAGGUGGAAUGUGGGAUGGUCGAAAGUCACGUAGGCGGAAAGUUCCUGCGAACUACACUUAAAACGAUGCUGUUUGAAGACCAAGGGUGAAAGAUGUGUGGUGAGUCUAUUUUUAGAUAAACUUAAUCUUAGAUACAAUUUUAAAGUAUCCGACGAUUGUUUAAGAUCAACUACCUAUCCAGGAUUGGUAUCAGUUCGAUGAUACGGUGAUGGACACCAAACCGAUCAUUGUUUUCUCGGCACUUUUUUUUGAAAAGAAAUUAUUUUUCGCUGCCUGUUCUUAUUAAUUCUCAUUAACGUUUCAGAGCAGUGAAUUGUACCGGCGUUUAAAUUUCGAGAUUUUUUUUUUUUUUUUUUUUUGGGAUUUUAAACCCAUAGGUUUAUUCAUCCCCAUAAAUUUCGAGAUGAUUGUUGACAUCUACACAAUGCAGCCGGUUAGCAACUCGAAUCAGCUCGACUUGUUGGUUCUCCAAAUUUGAACGGAAAUUUUAUCAACAAUAUCGCUUCCGGUUGAUAUGCAUAAGCUCGGCCAAGCAUGCCGUUUUUGAACCGGUAAGUGGAGAAGACAUUCUAAGUCAAGAUUGAAAUUCCCUUUUUUUUUUUUAAUUUCAUCGCUUAUACUGUUACUUGUCUGCCUGAAAUAUAAACUAUUCACGAGUUAGCUGAACUUCUGAAAAACUUUGCCCCCAUCAUCAAUGAACGAGCAAAAUUAGAUUUUUUUUCACAAAGUGCGUUUUGUUUUGCCAUAAUUUUUUGAUUUUUUUUUGUUCUACAGUAAUUUAACAUACCACAUAGAAAUCAUACCAUUCUCAUCCGGGUCUCGGUGAAGAAGUUAUCCCUGAACGAGCUGUAACAACCGUGGUCGAUCGAAUCCAAGCUAUCAAAGUCAAGGUCGAAUUGAACGUUUUUCGGUCAAUCAAUCCUUAACAUCGACUACCUAAAGUACUAACUGAGGCAGGAAAAUGUUGCUCAAUUUGCAUUAUAAAAAACCUGGAUGCAUAGGUUUACGUGUCAAGUGAUGCUGAGCAUUCAACAAGGACACAGAUCCAGGAUUCCUUGUGAACGAAAUACUUUAGCUUUUCGCACGAUAUCAUCGAUGACUACAUGAAUCAGGUAUUAAAAUCUUGUUAUGGUUAUAAAUAAACUUACAAGCAUUUUUAAAGAUUUACUGAAAUUUAAAAUUGUAACAUUUUUUAUUUAAUUUUCGCUUCUGUCAAUCUAAAACGUUUCAUAUGGCCAUAGGUACUCGAGAUGCUGAAAGCCGAAUUCAACCUGGGAUAACUGACGCGGUCUAUGUCGACAAGAUCAGCAGCACCAAGGUGGACAUCACAUGCGAACGGUAAAAGUAUCUAUCGUGCUGUAUAUCCAUGUAUGCCCUAGGUUUUCGAUAUUUUGGAAAAGUACGCCGAAGUUGGUAUCACCCGAACGAGCUGCAAAAAGGUUAUCAGUUUAGCACCUUUACCGUCACGCUUCGGAAAGGACACCCGGUUCCAGUAGGUCGUGCUCAAUUUUCAGCAGAUAUUUUCGUGGACUCCCCUGGAUAACAUCACCGCAACUAUGUUCUUUCAGAAUACGUUUUACUGGUGCAGUUGAAAGAAUCGUUCAACGCUGCGCCUGACCAUUAUUACUCUGCUGUUCUAUAGGAAAAAGCCGAAAGGGGUUACGCACAUGUAGAACAAUGUUGAUAUCUUGUGUGUGAUGUUCGAUAUCAAUUUGUUUAGUUAUGUUUAAAUAAAUAGCAAAAGGCGUAACUCCUAAAGAGUUAUAAGUGUAAGUUUUGUCUUUUUUAUUAUCCGAAUUGAUAGUUUUAGCUGAAGGCGUCGUCUUUUAAAUAUUUUUAUGACUUAAAGCAAACAUAACGUAAGAAUUCACAGACACGGUAAAUACAAAUGAGUGUUUAUUCAUAAUCCUUACCUGGAGCUGGAAUUUAGUUGCUUUAUCUCAACUCAAAAUAUUCUUCUUUUUCAGAUCUAUAUUUUUGAAAAUCGGAUAACCACAGCCUCCUUUCAUUGAACUUGAUUGAAUUAAUAAGG